Molecule: messenger RNA, 2831 nt
Organism: Spea bombifrons (plains spadefoot toad)
Lineage: Eukaryota; Metazoa; Chordata; Amphibia; Anura; Pelobatidae
Gene: NKRF
Product: NFKB repressing factor
Exons: 3
Coding region: 29-2449 (806 amino acids)
Cellular component (GO): nucleoplasm; nucleolus
Molecular function (GO): nucleic acid binding
Source: RefSeq, a predicted model, not a curated record
CUGGAUUCAUGCUUCUUAAACGGUGACGAUGGAUGGGAACACAAGAGACCCCGUGCAGGGGGAUGGUGACAUGGACCGGGUGCGUGUGGAGGACUUUCGCCAGUACCACGAGAGCGACAAGCAGUGGGCAGCCCGCAAGCAGUUUCUGCAGAAACACCUUCACCUCUACCCUGGCCGCAAGGUGGAGCAGCUCAUUGCCCUGUCCGUGGUGUGGACCAACAUUGUCUUCAUGGGCAACCGGUACGGGGAGCUGCUGACGCAAAAGGUUCACCAGAUGGCUGAAGAGAUUGAUAUUGGUGAGAUGCCAUCUUUUGAGCUUGUUCCAGGGGCCAAAGCAACUAAAAGGCCAGGAGGUGCAGAUAAUGCUGAACAACCACAAAAAAAGUUUGCAUCUAGGCUUGGUCCACGACCACGUUUUCAGCCAGUACAUUUUGUAGUCGGCACAGAUGAUGACAGCAAGCUUGAGCCUACCAAGAAAACACAAGGUGCUGACCUUCAGACUGCAGAUGCACCAUCAAUGCGUUCCUUUGAUUCCGCCCAAAUUGAGGACAGCGUGGUACAAAAUUCCUGUGUGUUCACUGCAGAUGAUGUCUGUGUAACUGAGGAGGAUAACGAAAUGGAGCCUGAGCCUCAUCCCUUUAUUUAUGAUGCCUCCAAAACAAUGGAGGACCAAAGCAAGUCUGAACCUGGGAAUUUCAUGUCAAGAAUGACACAGAAUUACUCUGCAAAAUAUGAAUCUCACUAUUCAGAAACAUCCAAAGACUUUCACAGUAAUGUCUUCAACUCUUAUAAAGACAAACAAGCAAGAAAAGGCUUUGGCUUUGUUGGUUUGCCCCAUCAACCAGACAAAUACAAGCAAAACAGGGAAGCUGGCAGACAUAAUUUACAGACUCAAGAUAAGACGGCUUUCAUUAAACAGCUUUCGGACAUUGUGAGACAGAAUACGGCAAACCCUACCUUAAGCUUUGAUGAUAAACAAGUUAAUUACACCUUCCUGUUAACUCGCAGCAUUCAGGCUUGUAAGAAAAAUCCAGAAUACAUUUAUGCCCCUUUAAGGGAAAUUAACCCUUCCUGCCUCCCUGAAAACCAUACACUUCCAAAAGAUGGUUAUGCUUGUGAAGUGAGAUGUCAGGAUAUAUAUUUAGCUACUGGUUACUCUGGAAGUAAGAAUGGAGCACGCGAUCGAGCUGCUAAGAAUGCCAUAGAACUGCUAAAAAGACCCGUAGAAGUUGUAGAAGUAACGCGGCGAUAUGGACAUACGUAUCAAGGGGAUUUUGUAGUUUGGUUAAUUAACAGGCCUUUAAAGGAUUUUCCGCCAGUUCUUAAACAGCAAAAUGUUGAUAACUUCUCACAAUCUGGGUCACAAAUUCAUGAUUUUACCAAAGCGGGGCUACCGUCCAAAUCAUGGACCGAUUUUAUACUCACAGAAAAUGCUUGUGAUGCGAUAGGAAUUCUGAACAACUCUGCCACCUUUAACAGAAUGAAUGUUGAGUACAGGUAUGAGAUGACUCCCAGCAAAACGUGGCGAUGUAGUGUUUAUGUGCAGGAUCAUUACAUAGCACAUGGUUAUGGAAAUAAAAAGAGCAGCAAGCAUGCGGCAGCCGAGAAAGCGGUCAGUAUCCUCAAAAGCCAACAGCCCAACCUGCAAAAGAGUAGCUGCAGUCAACCUCAAACUAGCGCUCACUUUACAGAACUAAAAGACGUUAUGAUUUAUGAAAAGGCCUCGAAUCCAGUGUGCACAUUAAAUGACACGGCUCAGUUCAACAAAGUGACAGUAGAUUAUAUAUUUGAGAAAAUUGAAGGCUUUAAUUGGAAGUGCAAGGUAUUCAUGGAAGGUCAAUUUCUAGCUGAAGCGAUUGGGCUUAGGAAAACUGUCAAGCAUACCGCAGCUGAAGAGGCAGUGAAGGUUCUAAAGAAGACGCAGCCUGUGGUGAUUAACAACGUAAAGAAUAGCUCCGUGCAAGAUGCUAUUUCAAGACACCAGAUUCAGGGAUGGUCAAAAACGGAGGCUAACAGACAGCAGAUUAAGGAGGAUAAUAUUGGAAACCAGCUCUUACGGAAGAUGGGUUGGACUGGUGGAGGACUGGGCAAGUCAGGAGAAGGAAUAGCUGAGCCCAUAUCUGUAACAGAGCAAUUUCAUCGCGAGGGCCUAGGCCUUGUGUCAACCAAGCACAAAAUAAACAAGAGCGACCUUGAACAAAUCAUUAGGGUCUAUGCCUCUUCUCAUAACCAGGACGAUCUAACCUUUUCUAGAGGACUUAGCAAUGAAGAACGGAAGCUUAUACAUCAGUUAGCUCUAAGGUACGGCCUCAAGAGUAAGUCUCAUGGACAGGGUGAGGGAAGGUUUUUGGUUGUGAGCAGGAAAAGAAAUAAGCAAGAACUCAUACAUCAGCUACGAUGCGAAGGGCAGGUUGGAUCGUAUGCCCUUGUUAUGCCUCAGGAAAAUUAGUGAGGCCGCUACAUUUUCUUUACUCUUUGGGUAGUUUGUCCUGUUUAAACAGUAUUUGACCAUUGGUGUUCAAAACAACAUGGAUCACUUAUUUUCACACAGUUGCUAUGGUAUUGUUUGUCUUGUUGUAAAGAAAAGAAAAAACAGCCAUUUUUGUGAUCAUCUUGUCUUUGUUAAUUUGGCAAAAGUAAAUGGCAGCAUUAAAACAGGAAAUAUUUAUAUGAAAAGUUUUAAUUAGUUUUUACAAAUUUUGUGUUUUUGCAAUUUGACGGUAAGUGUGUUUUAUUUAAUUUGUAAUGCCUUUUAUUACCCUUUAAAAUGGUGUAAAAAUGUGGUAAUGUUUUCUUAAUCCCAAAUAAAAUGUUAUCACUGUGCAUCUCAA